Aphidius gifuensis is the source of this 1620-nucleotide messenger RNA. RefSeq names its product protein wech-like. Gene Ontology annotation, molecular function: protein binding; ubiquitin protein ligase activity. NCBI's taxonomy places the organism in Eukaryota, Metazoa, Arthropoda, Insecta, Hymenoptera, Braconidae. The transcript is spliced from 2 exons. The record is from RefSeq and is a predicted model, not a curated record. The coding region runs from base 1 to 1620 and encodes 539 amino acids. Gene Ontology annotation, biological process: protein polyubiquitination; proteasome-mediated ubiquitin-dependent protein catabolic process.
AUGAAUCAUCAACAUUUUAAUAACGAACAAUUGCGUUUAAAAUUGAGAUUUUUGGAAAAUUUUACAAAUUCUCAAUCAUCCUCGUGUGGAAAAAAAAAGUUUGUGAACAGGACCUGGUACAGAUCUAAUUAUGUCGAAAUAAAUUCGGUUGGAAAUUCACCAACAACAUCAGCAGAAACAUCACCAGAAACAUCACCAGUUAACGAUCAAACAACUUUUAAUAAUUGGCUUCAAAAUAACAAUACAGAUAGCCAACAAUAUUGUCGUUCACCUGAUGAAUAUACGGAAGAUUUAACUUUAAAAUUUCAUCAAAUUGCUCCAAGAUAUAUUCAUCGUCCACAGCCAAUAUUGCCAACCAAUCAAACUGCUUUUAUUGAGAAAGGAAAUCGUCAUCCACGUGCUAUUCAUUCAAAUUGGCCUGUUAAUUCUCAAAAAAGCCUAAAAAAUACUGAAUUGUUGAAUGGUGAUCAUGUGGAACAUCCAAGGCCAUUAUUAAGUCGAAAACAGAACUUAAAAAAAAAAGCCUUGAAAGCUAAUCAUCAUGAUAAACAAGUGAUACACCAAGAGCAACGAGUAAUACAUAAAAAGAAACAAAUACUACACCAAGAGAUACAAAUAAUACACCAUGAACAAAAAAUAAUAAAUGAAGAGCAACAAGUAAUUAAGCAAGAGCAUCAUAAAGAAAAAAUAAUUGCACCACGUGGUAGACCAAUAUCAGGCUGUGAAUUUCCAGUUAUUGUUAGACCUGAUUUUACAAAAACAACUGAAUUUUCUACUAUUAUUGAUUCAAAAAAAGAUGUUCUUGAUGAUGAUUCUUUUGAAAGCUUGUUGUGUCGUCCAUGGGGUGUAACAGUCAACAAAGAUGGACAAAUUAUUGUUUGUGAUAGAACUAAUCAUCGUAUAAUAGUAUUUCUUGAAGAUGGAACUGUCUUUAAAAAGUUUGGUGAGCAUGGUAGUCUUCCAGGUCAAUUCAAGACACCAGCUGGUCUUGCUGUUGAUGUAAAUCAACGUUUAAUUAUUGUCGAUAAAGAAAAUCAUCGUGUUCAAAUAAUGACACUUGAUGGUGAUUUUAUAUUAACUUUUGGUGAACAAGGCUCAGGACCUGGACAAUUCCAUUAUCCAUGGGAUGUUGCUGUUAAUGAUAAUUGUGAAAUGGUCAUAUCAGAUACACGAAAUAAUCGUAUUCAAUUAUUUAAUUCAGAGGGUCUAUUUUUAAGAGAAUUUGGCUACGGUGGAACAAAAGAAACUCGUCUAUUCUUUGAUUUACCACGUGGUGUUGCAUUUAAUCGUGAUGGUAAUGUUGUUAUGACUGAUUUUAACAAUAACAAAAUUGUGGUUAUUAGUUAUGAUUUUUCAUCAGCUCAAGUACUUGAAAAUGAUGAAAUCACAUUUUUAAGACCACAAGGUAUUAUUGUUGAUGAUAGUGGUCAUAUUAUCGUCACGGAAUCACGAGGUAAUAAAAUACAAAUAUUGGAUCGAGAUGGUACACUUGUAUGGAAAUUUGAUACAUCAAUUGGUUCAGGUAGUGAUAAAAUAAAUUAUCCAACAGGCGUUGCACUUACACCAAGUGGUAAAAUUCUUUUUGCUGAUUGUAAUAACAAUCGUAUAUUAUUGAUAUAA